Messenger RNA from Quercus robur (English oak), 2601 nucleotides. RefSeq names its product receptor-like protein 15. Bases 1 to 2601 code for a protein of 866 amino acids. The transcript is spliced from 6 exons. The record is from RefSeq and is a predicted model, not a curated record. Lineage: Eukaryota; Viridiplantae; Streptophyta; Magnoliopsida; Fagales; Fagaceae. Gene Ontology annotation, molecular function: protein binding.
AUGGAUUUUUUUUUCCCAAAAUUGAAUUGUUUUUCUAAACUGAGCAAACUAACACAUUUAAAUUUAAGAGAUAACAACUUUGACAACAAAAUUUUAAGAUCCUUAGGUGCCCUCCCAGUUCUUAAAUUUCUGGAUCUAAGUUUCAAUAGCAUGUGGCCUCUUUCUAGCCAAAAACUGAGUUAUCUAAGCAACUUGAAGGUCCUCAUCUUGAGAUUGAAUGGUCUUAAUGGAAGCCUACCAUUCAAGGAUAUGGCAAAUUUCAGCAAUUUGGAGAUUUUAGAUUUGAGUGAAAAUGAUUUCACUGAAAGCAUUAAUCCAUAUAUCGGAGCGUUAUCUUCUCUCAAGGCUAUAUCAUUAUCUUAUAAUAAUGGACUCAAUGGAAGAUUAAACACUUCAGAGUUUUGUGCGCUGAAGAAACUUGAAGAGAUAGAGCUUGCUGGUAAUGACUUUGAAGGGAUGCUUCCUUCGUGCCUAAACAAUUUGACAUCUCUUUCGUACUUGGAUAUAUCUAGCAACUGGUUCAAUGGAAACUUGUCUUCAUCUCCAAUAGCCAGCCUAACAUCCCUUGAGUACAUUGAUCUGAGUUAUAAUCUUUUUGAAGGUUUAUUCUCAUUCAGCUUAUUUGCUAAUCACUCCAAGCUUAAGGUGAUUCAAUUUUUUAGUGAUAACAACAAACUUGAUAUAGAAACUGAGAAUCACAGUUGGGACCCUCUGUUUCAAUUAAAGGUCCUAGUACUAUCUAAAUGUAAUCUCAAUAAGCUUACUGACAACUUUCCUAAGUUUCUCUUGGACCAACAUGAAUUGGAAGUCGUUGAUAUCUCUCACAGUAAAUUGAAUGGAAGCUUCCCCAUAUGGUUGCUUGAAAACAAUACUGGAAUACAAUGGUUAAAUCUUCGAAGUAACUCUUUCACGGGCGAGUUUCAUUUGCCGUCAGAUCACUACAUGAAUCUUCGUUGGUUGGAUCUCUCAGACAAUCACUUCGAUGGGAAACUUCAAGAAAAUAUCAGAAAGUGGAUUCCAAAGUUAGAAUAUCUAAAUUUAUCCCAAAAUCAAUUUGAAGGUAAUCUUCCAUCCUCAAUAGGUGACAUGAGUAAUUUAAUGCUUUUGGACUUGUCCUUCAAUAAUUUUUAUGGAGAGGUACCAAUGGAAUUGGUUGCCAAUUGCACUUCCUUGAAAUUUUUGAGGUUUUCUAAUAAUAACUUUCAUGGUGAAAUUUUCUCAAAGCACUUCAACCUAUCCUUGUUUUCUUUAGAAUUGCAAAAUAACAAUUUCACAGGCGCUCUUCCAGUUGUACCCCUAAAGGUAUGGGAGCUCCUUAAUAUUGGCAACAACCACAUGACAGGUACAAUUCCUCUAGGGAUAGUAAAUGGUAGUACGUCACCAUUAGAUGUUGUUGACUUGAGCAGCAACUCUUUUGAAGGCCAGAUUCCAUGUGGACUACCUUCAUCUAAUAUAAUAAACCUUUCUCAUAACUUGCUUUCAGGAUUAUUACCUUCUUGCUUGAAUCUACGAGAUGUUACACACGUACUUUUGGAAGGGAACAAACUCACAGGGUCAUUACCAAAAGCUAUUCUAAAUUCAUCAUCUCAUGUGACGUUGGACAUUAGAGAUAAUCACUUUAUCGGCAGCAUCCUUGAUGAAAUUGAUGGACUUUCCAACUUAAAAGUGCUUUCGUUAAGUGGCAAUCAUUUUAGUGGUGUGAUUUCAAAGCAGUUGUGUCGGUUAAAGAGGAUAGGCAUAAUGGAUCUUUCCAAUAACUUUUUUUCUGGGACAAUACCGUACUGCUUUAACAACAUAUCCUUUGGGAAGCCAGCUGCUAGUUAUCUUUUUUAUACAUACAUUUAUCUUGGGAUAAGAGGUUUUUCCCUACCAUAUAAAUCUCUUCUAAAUAGGGAUUUUCAAAUCGAAGGUUUUGACUUCUAUGAAGUAAGUUCUUUUAGGAGGAAUGUCUAUGAACAAGUUAAGGUUGAGAUUGUGACAAAAUAUAGGCAUGAUUUGUACAAAGGUCGCAUCCUUGGUAUGAUGUCUAUACUGGAUUUGUCAUUAAACAAGCUAAUAGGUGAAAUCCCGCCAAAACUAGGACAGUUAUCUUCCAUUCGUGGACUGAACUUGUCUCACAAUCACUUGACAGGUCCUAUUCCAAAAACUUUCUCAAAUUUGACUGUGUUGGAAAGUUUAGACCUUUCUCACAACAAUUUGAGUGGGGAAAUUCCUUCAGCAUUUAUUAAUUUGAACUCUCUCAAAAUUUUCAAUGUGGCUCACAAUAACCUAUCAGGUAAACUUCCAGACUUUAAAGCACAAUUUGGAACAUUUGAAAAUAGUAGCUAUGAAGGAAAUCCAUUUCUUUGCGGUCCACCGCUAAAGAAAAGUUGCACUGAGAAUGAUGAGCAAGUGGGGGGAAAACGUUACGAAUCCGAUCUUCUAUUCUUCUAUGCAAGUUUUUGGGUAUCAUACAUUAUUUUCUUUUUCGGUGUGAUCAGUAUUCUUUAUAUUAAUCCUCAUUGGCGGCAACGAUGCUUUAACUUGGUUGAGGAUCGAAUGUACUGGUAUCGCCAUUUUGCUCUAAAUUCUCUAAAGCUGCUAAACCGUACGUGUCAUUAG